This is a messenger RNA of Melitaea cinxia (Glanville fritillary), 1465 nucleotides long. Its product is annotated as alpha-tocopherol transfer protein-like. Gene Ontology annotation, molecular function: phosphatidylinositol bisphosphate binding. The record is from RefSeq and is a predicted model, not a curated record. The transcript is spliced from 7 exons. The coding region runs from base 10 to 930 and encodes 306 amino acids. Gene Ontology annotation, cellular component: membrane. NCBI's taxonomy places the organism in Eukaryota, Metazoa, Arthropoda, Insecta, Lepidoptera, Nymphalidae.
GAAUCCAAAAUGACUCUUGAACAGCCUACUGGUGAGAUGUGGCAGAAGAUCCGCGAGGAGUUAAACGAGAAUGCUGAUACUAAGGACCAAGACCUCGCACACAUCAAGGAAUGGCUGAAGAAGGAGCCUCAUCUACCCGACGAAUUCGAUGACCAACGCAUCAUGACCUUCCUUCGAGGUUGCAAAUUCUCCCUCGAGAAGUGCAAACGUAAAUUGGACAUGUACUUCACCAUGAGGUCCGCUGUUCCCGAAUUCUUCACUGAACGAGAUGUCACUCGUCCCGAGCUACAGGAAAUUCUCAAGAUUGUCCAAAUGCCACCCAUGCCCGGUCUAACCCCCGAUGGCCGCCGAGUCAUUCUUAUGAGAGGUAUUGACAAAGAUGUCCAAACACCAAACGUAGCCAAUGCUUUUAAGCUGGCUCUUAUGUUGGGUGAUGUUAGACUGGCAGAGGAGAAGGAAGGUGUUGCUGGAGAUAUUUACAUCUUGGACGCUUCAGUGGCCACGCCCAACCACUUCGCCAAGUUCACGCCAACUUUGGUGAAAAAGUUCCUAGUGUGUGUGCAGGAAGCAUACCCCGUAAAGUUAAAACAAGUGCACGUCAUCAACAUUUCACCGAUUGUGGACAAGAUUGUAAACUUUGUGAAGCCGUUCCUCAAGGAGAAGAUAAGAGAUAGGAUCUUCAUUCAUAGCGACGUAAACGAACUUUACAAGUAUGUACCACAAGAGAUGCUUCCUACUGAAUACGGCGGCAAGGCUGGUUCAAUGAAUGACCUUCAUGAUGCUUGGGUCAAGAAGUUAGAAGAAUACAAAGAUUGGUUUGCUGAUCAAGAACAGUACAAAGCAGACGAAUCUCUCAGACCAGGAAAGCCAACCAACUAUGAUGAACUCUUCGGAAUAGAUGGAUCUUUCCGUCAAUUAGUUAUAGACUAGAUUUAUUAUUAAUUUAAUGGAGUCCAAUUUUCCAGUAUUAAUUGAACGUAUUUCAGACGAUGAAAGUAUUUUAAGUUAUAAAUAGUAUUUUGACAAAAGGAAUAUUUAUUUGUUAAGUAAAUUUUUAAAUAUUGACAAUAAAUUUGAAAACAUCAGAUAGAUAUUAAACAAAGAUCAACUAUUGUUGUGUAACUAAAAUGAAAUCAAUCUCAAAAGUUACAGUUUCCACAAGAUCAAAUUAAACAGAUAAUGUCAUAGGUAUACAUUUAUGUUCAAUUAUUACAGCGGCUCCAUACUAGAUUUUUCUGCAAUUAAUACUACCCGUUCAAGUUCAAAAGUUUCUUUUGAUGUAUUGAGUUGAAUAUUUGGACUACCAUUUUUAACUUGCUUGGGUUAUUUAGCAUCUUCUUACUGUCGCACUUCUUUAUCUGCAUUUGUUUCUACAUAAAAUGCAAUGAUAUCAACCAAAGCAAUUUGCUGAUUAAAUUUUUAUUGUCAUGUUUAUCACAUAUUAAAUAAAGUAUUAUUAAUAUAA